Molecule: messenger RNA, 180 nt
Organism: Trametes versicolor FP-101664 SS1
Lineage: Eukaryota; Fungi; Basidiomycota; Agaricomycetes; Polyporales; Polyporaceae
Exons: 2
Source: RefSeq, a predicted model, not a curated record
UUAACUGACAAAGACAUCCUCCAUCGCACGCACGCGCAUGACCUAUUAAUCCGGGAGUACGAGAUGGAGAUGGAGAAGCUCCGAAAAGAGCUUCAGACGGCGCUUGGGCGCAUUUCGUUUACUUGCGACCUAUGGACAUGUAAGAUCCUUCGCGGCUUCUUCGCGGCCACCGUACACUGG